Messenger RNA from Oncorhynchus kisutch (coho salmon), 2476 nucleotides. Its product is annotated as nuclear GTPase SLIP-GC-like. Bases 33 to 1691 code for a protein of 552 amino acids. Lineage: Eukaryota; Metazoa; Chordata; Actinopteri; Salmoniformes; Salmonidae. The transcript is spliced from 18 exons. The record is from RefSeq and is a predicted model, not a curated record. Gene Ontology annotation, molecular function: GTPase activity.
CAACAUGUAUGUAGUCUUAGUGUAAAUGAAGGAUGAUGCUAUAUGAUGGUUUAUUUAAAACAACAUGUAUUUACUUUCCUUUAUCUUGCAACGUUCCAUUGUGUAAGGCGGCAGCUCCCAGCAUUAGUCCACAAGGCAAAAGAAAAAAUCCUCCUACCUUCCCUUCAACCAGUACACCACCAAAGCAACCGUGUUUCUCCAAACCUACACAACCAACCUCUAAAUUCGAGAGACAAGCCAUGAAGGCAGCAGAGACGUGUGUGACACAAGUCCUUGAGAAACUAAAAACUCUUCCCAAGAAGGAAUUCAUUGACUACCUCAAGGGUAAAAUGACAAAGCUAAGGACAGGUGUUAAAAACAAAGUCUUAGUUGGAGUAUUUGGGAAGACAGGAGCUGGUAAGAGCUCUUUGAUAAAUGCCAUCUUGGGUGAGCCGAAUUGUCUGCCCAAUGGUGCAAACAUCAGCGCGUGUACCUCAGUCAUGAUUCAGGUGGAGGCCAACAUGACUAACUACAGCUACGAGGCAGAAAUUGAAUUCAUUUCAAAAAAGGAAUGGGAAGAUGAUAUAAAAUCUCAUCAGGAUGUCAUGUCUGAUGAAAAUGACAACAAAAAUGAAGAAUUAGUCAGGGUGGCAACUGCAAAAAUUCAGGCCUUUUACGGAAAAUAUGGAGUUGGGAAAAGUUUAAAAGACCUGAUGAAAGGGGAGCAUUUCCGAGAAAUUCCAGAAUUUCUAUCACCAACAAACACUGUUAAGAUGAUUUCAUGUGGCACGGCAUCAGAGCUUUCUGGAAAGAUUGCCUGUUACACAAGGAGUGAUAAUAAGAUGGAAGUAAAACACUACUGGCCACUUGUGAAGUGUGUGACAAUUAAGGUGCCCAACACCAAAGAGCUUCUGGAACACAUUGUGCUGUUGGAUCUUCCUGGAACUGGGGACUGCAACAAGACCAGAGAUAAUAUGUGGAAAUCGCAUUUAAGUCAGUGCUCGUCUGUGUGGAUCGUGAAUGACAUCCAACGGGCCGCCUCUGAAAGAGAGCCAUGGAUGAUUUUGGAAAGCAGCUUCAGUUAUCUGAUACAAGGCGGAGAAUGUGAGAAUAUCACCUUCAUCUGCACCAAGACAGAUGACAUCAACCCUAAGAACUACCUGGGAUCACCAGUUUUAAAGAACACUGAACUGCACCUCGACCUGGAAAAGAAAGGAGCAGCUGAGCGGAAACGAGGCUGCAUCCAGCACAGAAAUGAACAAGCUAAGAUAAUGUUGGGAGAGAGGUUCAACGACGAAGUUGUGAAAAAGAAACCUUUCAUUCAAAUGGAAAAGAUCUUCCAAGUGUUUACAGUGAGUGCUGAGGAAUUUCAGAAUGAUGAGAAUCCCAUUCUGGAACAAGAACAGACAGAGAUACCACAACUCAAACAAGUUCUGGAGGAUAUGAAUGAGAGACACUCAAAGACUGCAGUUAAAGACUAUAUAUCUGGAGUCUAUGGGAUCCUCUCUUUGAUCAAAGCGGCCAACUCCAACGACUCGACGAUGGUUGAGAUGAAAUCAAACAUGUACCAACUGCUAAAGGAUUCACUGGAGGAGCAGCUUUCUACCAUCACAUCCCUCAUGACAAAACAUUACAACGACCUUAAAAACUCCUGUCAGAGGGAGUUGCCAAUUCAAAAAAAUCAUGCUUGCAGAUUGCCAAGGAGAAAGUAAUCACACCAGAGGCAAGAAAGGAUGGCAGAGGAUACCAUCGUACAUUGUCAUCUUUAUGCAGGAAUAAGGGGUUCUGUAGGUCAACAAAUGGAGACAUCACAGACCUCAACAAAACGUUGGCUGAAUCUAUGUACGCUGCCAUAAAUGAGAAAUUUGCUGUAAUUUUCCCAAAUGCUGGAACAACAGGAGAAUCAAUCUAUAAGAAGAUCUGCAACUUCAGCAUCAUCUCAGACAACAUGGCCAAGGAGUGGGAGAACACCCCCAUGUCUCUGUAUCUGAUGUUUCUCACCACCGAGGAAAAUUUUUUGAAGGAUAAACUAAAACGAGAUGUCCUCCUGAGGAAGAAAGUGAUUUAUGAAUCUCUGACUGACGAAGUCCAGAUCAUAAUGUGCCCAUGUUAUGAGGAGGCUUCAAAGAUAUCUGGAAAGGGAACCUUGAAGAAGACUCAGGAACUCCUGGUCAAGCACAUCGACUCAUCGAAAAACCCCAUGUUUGACAAUGCUCAGAAAAGAUGUUGGAAGGUUUUGAGAACCUGAGGGAAUACAUUGAGCAGACGCUGAGAACCGAACUACUGGAGUCAUUGAAGCGGUCCCUGAAGACACCUAACAGUUUAUCUCUCCCAGAUGUCAGUGAGCAGUUGGAAAACAUGGAGACCUACAAGAUGUUGGCUCUAAGAGAGCGCACAAGCCAAAUCUGACUGUUGAGAAGAGUCAUAAAGCAGAAGUAGUGACAUGAUGGUAAACCAUUCAAAACCCUUGGCUAUAAAAUGUAUCACAUUUUCAGUA